AUGUAUCUUCACUCACCUGGUGCUGACUUUCUGCCUCAUAUUUGUCUCAGUGAUGAUAUAUUUGAUACAUCUGUAUCUGCACAAUUCGAUGCUGUCCCCAUCGGAGUAAUAUAUCUAAAGAGUACUCCCGUCCGUCGAAUUUGUAAUACGCUGCUCCUGAAAAGCAAUUGGUCUCUGGGACCUGGUCAUUGUGUAGCUCUUAUGUCACAUCCAGAUAUGUCUCAUCUGUUACUGGAUUGGAGAUUGAAGUAUAGAUAUAAUAACGUACCUAACAUGAAUUACGAGAAAUUAUAUGGUGAUGUUAACAAAGACAAUUUAAUGAUAGUUACCUGGCAACCUGGGGCCCCUCUAUUUGAAGACUGGAGUAAUACUGUUGGCGCAUUUCCGGUUAAAAUAUUAUCUCAAAAAGAUUGUAAAAUUGAAAUGGCUCCGAUAGUGGAUAUAAGAAGUUAUGAAACGUGUGCCGUAUUCGAAAAAGCUAUUUACACAUCAGUUGAACAUGGUUCUUUGGCUCUACAUAUGGACAGCUUCGAUGUAUUUGGACUAGUCACCUGGGGAGAGAAAUUAUAUAGAACAUAUCCUCUUGUUAUUCUCAAUGUAACUUAUUUCAAAGAAUGGUUGGAUGUCGCCAUGGCAACGUAA
Molecule: messenger RNA, 642 nt
Organism: Danaus chrysippus (African queen)
Lineage: Eukaryota; Metazoa; Arthropoda; Insecta; Lepidoptera; Nymphalidae
Source: the annotation of a GenBank genome assembly